AUGACUGUUACUAAGUUCGUGGGCAGACUAAGGGGCUGUGAUGGGGAAAACCAGACCUUAGUGACUAAAUUUGUUCUCAAAGGAAUCAUAGAGUGUCUAGAGCUUCGAGUCCCCCUGUUCCUGGUGUUCUUACUGAUUUAUGCCAUCACCAUGGUGGGCAACCUGGGAUUGAUUUUUCUCAUCUGGAAGGACUCCCAUCUUCACACACCCAUGUCUUAUUUCCUUGGCAGUUUGGUCUUUGCAGAUGCCUGCACUUCAUCUUCAGUGACUACCAGGAUGCUUGUCAACAUCUUAUGUAAUGGGGAGAUGAUAUCCCUCAUUGAAUGCUUGGUCCAAUAUUAUUUUUUUGGUUCCAGUGCAACCACAGAAUGUUUUCUCCUGGUACUGAUGGCCUAUGAUCACUAUAUUGCCAUCUGUAACCUUUUGCUCUAUCUAGUGGUGAUGUCCAACAGACACUGCACUUGGUUGAUCAGUGUGUCCUAUUUGAUUGGUUUUAUGCAUCCCUUAAUUCAUGUUGGAUUAUUAUUUAGACUGAUGUUCUGCAACUACAAUGUCAUAGACCAUUUCUACUGUGAAAUCUUACCAUUCUACACCAUUUCUUGCACUGACCCCUCUCUCAAUGCCUUAGUGGUUUUUAUUCUUUCAGCUUGUAUACAAGCUAUUACAUUCAUGAGUAUCAUCCUCUCCUAUACCCGGGUCCUCCUUGCGAUUAUGGGAAAGAAGUCUGAGAAGGGUGAAAGCAAAGCCUUCCUCUCCCCAUAUGGUGCACACCUACUCUCUGUCUCUUCAUUCUACGGCACUCUGUUCUUCAUGUAUGUGUGCCCUGGGACUGGGCCAGAUAAAUAUCAGGAUAAAAUGUACUCCCUGUUCUAUACCAUUAUAAUUCCUCUGUUCAACCCCUUUAUUUACAGCCUAAGAAACAAAGAAGUUUUAGGUGCAUUGAGGAAAGUGACAAAAAAGUAA
This is a messenger RNA of Dipodomys spectabilis (banner-tailed kangaroo rat), 963 nucleotides long. RefSeq names its product olfactory receptor 5AC1-like. The record is from RefSeq and is a predicted model, not a curated record. Gene Ontology annotation, biological process: G protein-coupled receptor signaling pathway; sensory perception of smell. Lineage: Eukaryota; Metazoa; Chordata; Mammalia; Rodentia; Heteromyidae. Gene Ontology annotation, cellular component: membrane. Gene Ontology annotation, molecular function: G protein-coupled receptor activity; odorant binding; olfactory receptor activity.